Molecule: messenger RNA, 1620 nt
Organism: Penicillium daleae
Lineage: Eukaryota; Fungi; Ascomycota; Eurotiomycetes; Eurotiales; Aspergillaceae
Product: putative amino acid permease family protein
Exons: 2
Coding region: 1-1620 (539 amino acids)
Biological process (GO): amino acid transport; transmembrane transport
Cellular component (GO): membrane
Molecular function (GO): transmembrane transporter activity
Source: RefSeq, a predicted model, not a curated record
AUGGACGUGGAAUCAACAUCGCCUCCCCUCAAGGUGCCUCUCGAGAAUGAUCAGGAUGUGCAGGAUGCGACCGACCUGGCCGGUAUGGGCCAUGCCCAGGCAUUGACCCGCAAAUUUAAUAUCUGGAGCAUGCUUGCUUUGGCUUUUUGUGUUCUAGGAACCUACUCUACUUUUGCCCAGGAUCUCAGCAGCGGUCUUACCAAUGGCGGCCCCAUCACUAUUCUCUGGGGUCUGGUGCUGGUCACCAUCUGUAAUUUAUGCGUGGCGCUCUCCCUGGGUGAAUUGACCAGCAGCAUGCCCACGGCCCUCGGCCAGGCGUACUGGGUACACCGACUUUGGAACACGCCUUGGGGCCGCUUCGUCUCGUACAUGUGUGCUUGGAUCAACACCUUUGGAUGGUGGACUCUUACUGCGUCGCAGGUCGCUUUUAUGACCGAAUUCAUCCUCGGUAUGCGGACGAUGUUCGAUCCCAACUGGACCGGCGGUGGCCAGGGCUGGCUCAACUUUGUUGUCUACAUUGGCGUCGUCUUCCUGUUGACCGUGGUCAACGUGGUCAGCUGUCGUCGCGAGCAGAUCCUCCCCUGGAUUAACAAUUUCGUCGGCGUCUGGUUCGGCGGCCUGUUCGUGGUCAUGUCGCUGGCCAUGCUGAUCAGCGUCGGCGUCAAGAGCGGUCUCUCCUUCCAACCGGGCAAAUUCGUCUUCGGCGCAUGGAUCAACCAAACCGGCUGGCCCGACGGUAUCACCUGGUUCACCGGCCUGGUCCAGGCAGCCUACGGUUUAACCGCCUUCGAUUCCGUCAUCCACAUGGUCGAAGAAAUCCCCAACCCACGCCGCAACGCACCCCGCGUGAUCUGGAUGGCCGUGCUCUUCGGCGCAAUCACCGGUUUCAUCUUCAUGGUAGUCUGUCUAUUCUGCAUCCAGAGCGUGGACAACGUCACCAACGCCGACCUACCAUUCAUGGAACUCAUGCUCGAGACCGUCGGCCUAAAGGGCGGCGCCACCCUCCUCGCCCUAUUCAUCUUCAACGGCAUCGGCCAGGGCAUCAGCGUCCUCACCACCGCGUCUCGCCUGACCUGGGGUUUCGCCCGUGACGGCGGUCUCCCCUUUAGCCGGUACUUCAGCCACGUCGAUCCCGUGUGGCAAGUGCCCGCCCGAUCUCUAUGGGGCCAGGGCGUGGUCAUCGCCAUCGUCGGCGUGCUAUACCUCUUCGCCAACACCGUCCUCGAAGCCAUUCUCUCCGUCAGCACGAUCGCACUAACCAUCUCCUACGGCAUGCCCAUCUUGGCGCUCCUCGUCGUCGGCCGCGACAAGCUACCACCCGGCGGCUCUGUCCACUUGGGUCGCUGGGGCCCGUGGCUCAACUGGACCAGUAUCGUCUACUGCGUCAUCACUACCGUCUUCUUCCUGUUCCCCGGUGCACCCAACCCAGCCCCCAGCGAUAUGAACUACGCUAUUGCCGUGUUUGGUGUCAUGCUGGUGAUUUCCAUCGCGUUUUGGUUUAUCCAGGGUAGUAGGACGUACCUCCAGACCGAUGAUGCUAUUGCGCAAAUGUUCUAUGCGCAGCAUUUGGAGAAUGCCGAGUCUGUUGCUGCGCCUAGCUCGGAUGCGGAUUCGAAGUAA